This is a messenger RNA of Fusarium tjaetaba, 846 nucleotides long. Its product is annotated as 20beta-hydroxysteroid dehydrogenase. Gene Ontology annotation, cellular component: intracellular anatomical structure. Bases 1 to 846 code for a protein of 281 amino acids. The transcript is spliced from 3 exons. The record is from RefSeq and is a predicted model, not a curated record. NCBI's taxonomy places the organism in Eukaryota, Fungi, Ascomycota, Sordariomycetes, Hypocreales, Nectriaceae. Gene Ontology annotation, molecular function: oxidoreductase activity, acting on NAD(P)H, oxygen as acceptor.
AUGUCUCCGACCGACGUUUUUAGCCCAGGCUCCACUGCAUUGAUCACCGGAGCUGGCUCAGGCAUCGGACUGGCCAUUGCCAAAACAUGUCGCAGCAAGGGCAUGCGCACAUUGCUCGUUGAUAACAACGAGGAAGCUCUGGAGGCUCUGACUAAGACGCACUUCCCCCAUGACUCUGACGUCGUUACCUCCAAGGUUGAUGUCUCAUUGACCUCGGAUUGGCAGGCGCUGAAAAAACUCGCUUUGGACAGGUUUGGCAGCAUUGAGUUCUUGGUCUUGAACGCUGGCCGAGGUUUAAGGGGUACCUGGGGAGAUGAAGAUUACUUCAGAGAUACCCUCGAAACCAAUUUGUUCGGCGUCAUUCAUGGCAUAAACACGUUUCUCUCCGUGGUCCAAGACGCCGCCAAGUCAAAGCCAACGAGCAUCGUCAUCACUGGUAGCAAGCAGGGUAUUACCAACCCACCUGGAAAUCCAGCAUACAACGCCUCCAAAGCUGCGGUCAAGACUCUUGCUGAACAUUUGAGCUGGGAUCUGAAGGACGCAAGCACCAGCGUGCAUCUGCUUGUGCCCGGAUGGACUUACACCGGUCUGACGAGAGCAACGCCGGGUGGUGUGAAGCCAGCUGGAGCCUGGACAGCGGAGCAGGUGGCAGAUUAUCUGUACGAGAAGAUGGGGAAGAACGAGUUCUACAUCAUCUGCCCCGACAACGAUGUUACAGAGGAGCAGGACAAGAAGCGUAUCACUUGGGCUGCGGGCGAUGUCGUUCAGAGACGGCCCCCUCUGUCUCGAUGGCGUGAGGAGUGGAAGCAGGAAGCUGAAGAAACCAUGGCCAAGAUGGAUCUCUGA